UCAUGUUGUUGGGGUGGAACAAGAUAAAGAAUGGAUUACCAGAAAAUCAUCCCAUUGCCCCUUUAAUGACUUAAGAAAUCCUGGACUUUUCUAUUAGUGCCCAUAAAAAGUUUCCUUUCACCACAUCCACCCAGGACUUCGAGACCAGGACCGGCUAAACUCUCUCAGGUCUCAAAAUGUCCACCGACCCUGCAGCUGAGUUGCCUUUCUUCUAUGGCUGCAUCAGUCGAUCAGAUGCUGAACAGCACCUGAAGCUGGCUGGCAUGUCCGAUGGCCUCUUCUUGCUGCGACAGUGUCUCCGCAGUCUGGGAGGCUACGUCUUAUCUGUUGUGUGGAACCUGGAUUUUCACCAUUACUCCAUAGAGAAACAGUUAAAUGGAACUUACAGCAUCGCAGGAGGGAAACCUCAUUGUGGGCCGGCAGAGCUUUGUGAGUUUUACAGUAAAGAUGCCGAUGGGCUGGUGUGUAUGCUGAAGAAACCUUGUCUGCGAUCUCCGGACACACCGAUACGGACUGGUGUGUUUGACAAAAUGAGAGACAACAUGCUGAGGGAGUACGUGAAGCAGACCUGGAACCUGGAGGGAGAAGCCAUGGAACAGGCCAUCAUAAGUCAAGCUCCCCAGCUGGAGAAGCUGAUUGCUACUACAGCCCAUGAGAAGAUGCCAUGGUAUCACGGUAAAAUCAACCGCCAAGAAGGAGAGAGGCGACUUUACUCUGGAGCACAACCAGAUGGCAAGUUUCUAGUGAGAGACAAAGAGGAUGCUAGUACGUUUGCACUCUCUGUGGUGUACGGGAAAACCGUUUACCACUAUCAGGUCAUUCAAGACAAAUCAGGGAAGUUGUCUAUGCCAGAGGGAACAAAAUUUGACACAAUCUGGCAGCUUGUUGAGUAUCUGAAGAUGAAGCCUGAUGGCCUGGUAACUGUCCUUGGAGAGGCGUGCGUCAAUGGCAAAGUUACUGAAAAGACACCCAGUCUUCCUGCAAAUAGGCGGGCUGGCCCAAAUGGAUACACACCGCCACCUCGAGCUGUUACAGUGGUACCAAAAGCAGCUACUGCUGUGCCUGAUAGUGAGCUUCUUCCUAUGGACUGUGCUGGGUUCAACCCAUACCACAACCCCAAUGAGAUCAAGAAAUUCAACAUCCAGAGGGACCAGCUGCUGAUGGAUGAGGUGGAGCUUGGCUCUGGGAACUUUGGUUGUGUCAAGAAGGGAGUUCUCAGGACAGACGCGGGUCAGAUUGAUGUGGCUAUUAAAGUUCUAAAGAGUGACAAUGAGAAGCUGGUUAAGGACGAGAUGAUGAGAGAGGCAGAGAUCAUGCACCAGCUGAGUAACCCCUUCAUCGUCCGCAUGCUUGGCCUGUGCAACGCUGAGCAUCUGAUGCUCGUCAUGGAGAUGGCUGCUGCGGGUCCUCUCAACAAAUUCCUCUCCACCAAUAAGGACACUGUAACCGUGGAGAAUAUUGUUAACCUGAUGCAUCAGGUGUCAAUGGGGAUGAAGUAUCUGGAAGAAAAGAACUUUGUGCACAGAGAUCUGGCAGCUCGCAACGUCCUACUGGUCAACCAACAGUUUGCCAAAAUAAGUGACUUUGGGCUCUCCAAGGCUCUGGGAGCAGAUGACAGCUACUACAAAGCUCGUACUGCAGGUAAAUGGCCACUGAAGUGGUAUGCUCCAGAAUGUCUAAACUUCCACAAAUUCUCCAGUAAAAGUGACGUAUGGAGUUUUGGUAUCACCAUGUGGGAGGCCUUUUCCUAUGGAGGAAAACCUUACAAGAAAAUGAAAGGUACAGAGGUGGGCCGCUUCAUUGAGAGCGGGAGCCGCAUGGAACGCCCAGCAGCAUGUCCAGAGAGAAUGUAUACAGUGAUGACAGAGUGCUGGACAUACAAGCAGGAGGACCGCCCUGACUUCAAGAAGGUUGAGGAGUCCAUGAGGUCUUAUCAUUACUCCAUAUCCAGCAAGGCCAAGCCUGAGGAAGCUGAAGCGGCUGCAGAGCCUACCAAAUAGACAGGAAAAAGGCACAUUCUGUCCUAGUGCUGCACAAAGCAUCCUUUCAACCAACCGUUAAACUACCAAAACAAAGAGUGUUUUAUGAGCAAUGCACACUGGCCAGCUUUGACUACAGUGCAGAUACAGCUUAACAGACCUCAAUGACAAUAAAUGUGCAUAUCUAAAUUGGACCUCAGUGUUUCAGCUGUGUGAGGGUCUCUGUCUGAUGUCUGAGUUUGAAUGUUAAGUGUCUUCACAUUUCUGGAGUAUAAUAGGACUAUAUGCAGGCAAAGAAAUUUGUUUUUCAUUGCACUUCCACUACCUAAGAACAUUUAGUUGUUUUUAAGCUAAAUCAAAUAAAAAGAAAGGGAUUUCUGAUUUACAGUUGUUCAUAAUCUGGCUACAUAUUAUAGUGGAGUGUGAGAUACUUCCUUUGAGAUGCAACUGCUUGAAGAUAGAUUGUAUUUGACAUGUUAAAGUAUAAUUUUUUUAUUGUUCUUGUAACAGCUUAGAUGGUCAUCAUGUUUCAAAAGUUAAAAAGAGAAAGAUAUAAAACCAGAGAAAACAUAAUCUGUCGUGAAUAUGUAUUGAUUAGAAAAAUUCAGGGAUUAACAUCUUAUAUGUAUGCCAGGCUGCACACCCAAAUAUAAAGUUUGAUUAAGAGACAAGACAUUUAAAGAAAUAAAGAAGAACAAGCCUCCAAGGAAAACAUCAACAAGUUUGUAAAUGAUUCAGAGUAGUGAAGACUUUUACGAUCUUUUCAUCUUGUGAGUGAUCUAUAUUUAAUCAUGUAAUGUAGUCUUGAGUUUUGAAAUGAAUGUUUUGUGACGGGUGUGUUAAUAAAUGUAUGAGCCCA
This is a messenger RNA of Melanotaenia boesemani (Boeseman's rainbowfish), 2838 nucleotides long. RefSeq names its product tyrosine-protein kinase ZAP-70. Gene Ontology annotation, molecular function: ATP binding; signaling receptor binding; non-membrane spanning protein tyrosine kinase activity. Gene Ontology annotation, biological process: intracellular signal transduction; innate immune response; protein phosphorylation. The record is from RefSeq and is a predicted model, not a curated record. The transcript has 13 exons. Gene Ontology annotation, cellular component: cytoplasm; extrinsic component of cytoplasmic side of plasma membrane. The coding region runs from base 177 to 2000 and encodes 607 amino acids. NCBI's taxonomy places the organism in Eukaryota, Metazoa, Chordata, Actinopteri, Atheriniformes, Melanotaeniidae.